GGGAGGAGGGGGAGGGCAGGUGCUGAUUUCAGCCCUGUAGCGUCAGGAUUGCGUCAAUUCGGGUUUCUGCCACGUCUGGAGUCUCAGAGACAAGCUUUUCAGAAGAGCCAAAACAGGAACAGGGCAGGGUGGCACAUCGCUGAGAGAAAGCGCAGACCUUCAUCCAGCCCCUCCCGCUGCAGGUGCGGUCCCCGUGUCUGCUCUUUCCCCGGGAAGCCUUGUUCCAGGGUCCUCCCAGGUGAAUCUGCCUGGAGUUCUUCAGCACCUCGGACAGAGCACGCAGAAAACAUGGCUCCUAUCACUACCAGCCGCGUGGAAUUCGAUGAAAUUCCCACAGUUGUGGGGAUCUUCAGUGCAUUUGGCCUCGUCUUCACUGUCUCUCUCUUUGCUUGGAUCUGCUGCCAGAGAAGGUCAUCUAAGUCCAACAAGACUCCUCCAUACAAGUUCGUGCAUGUGCUCAAAGGAGUUGACAUCUACCCAGAAAACCUAAGUAGCAAAAAGAAAUUUGGAGGAGAUGACAAAAAUGAAGCUAAGAAUAAACCAGCUGUGCCAAAAAUUUCACUACAUCUUGAUCUGGAGAAGCGAGAUCUCAAUGGCAAUUUCCCCAAAACCAACCUCAAAGCAGGCAGCCCUUCUGAUGUAGAGAACAUGGCCCCAAAGCUCUUUACAGAGAGAGAAAAGGAGGCUGCUUCCCCUGAGAGCUUGAAGUCUAGCACUUCCCUCACUUCAGAAGAGAAGCAAGAGAAGCUUGGGACACUCUUCUUGUCUCUAGAGUACAAUUUUGAGAAGAAAGCAUUUGUGGUCAACAUCAAGGAAGCCCAGGGCUUACCAGCCAUGGAUGAACAAUCCAUGACCUCUGACCCGUACAUCAAAAUGACGAUCUUACCAGAAAAGAAGCAUAAAGUGAAAACUAGAGUGCUGAGGAAGACACUGGACCCAGUCUUUGAUGAAACCUUCACAUUCUACGGGAUUCCUUAUCCCCACAUCCAAGAGUUGUCCUUGCACUUCACAGUUUUGAGUUUUGACAGGUUUUCGAGAGAUGAUAUCAUUGGAGAAGUCCUGAUCCCUCUUUCAGGGAUUGAAUUAUCAGAUGGAAAAAUGUUAAUGAAUAGAGAGAUCAUCAAGAGAAACGCUAAGAAGUCUUCCGGACGGGGCGAGCUUCUGGUCUCCCUAUGCUAUCAGUCCACUACAAACACGCUCACUGUGGUUGUCUUAAAAGCACGACACCUGCCGAAGUCUGAUGUGUCUGGACUUUCAGAUCCCUACGUCAAGGUGAACCUGUACCAUGCCAAGAAAAGGAUCUCUAAAAAGAAGACUCACGUUAAGAAAUGCACUCCCAAUGCAGUGUUCAAUGAACUGUUUGUCUUUGAUAUUCCUUGUGAGAGUCUGGAAGAAAUAAGUGUUGAAUUUUUAGUUUUGGAUUCUGAAAGGGGAUCCAGAAAUGAGGUCAUUGGGCGGUUGGUCCUGGGUGCAUCAGCGGAAGGAAGCGGUGGGGGGCACUGGAAGGAGAUCUGUGACUUUCCCAGGAGACAAAUUGCUAAGUGGCACAUGCUCUGUGAUGGGUAGUUUCCUAGCCAUGAUUUUUACUAGGUGAGAAGCAAUUUUCUUUCUUAUACCUGAUUAUAAGCUUGUGGCUCAGCAAGCUACUUUUAUUUAUU
Molecule: messenger RNA, 1658 nt
Organism: Phodopus roborovskii (desert hamster)
Lineage: Eukaryota; Metazoa; Chordata; Mammalia; Rodentia; Cricetidae
Gene: Syt4
Product: synaptotagmin 4
Exons: 4
Coding region: 289-1566 (425 amino acids)
Biological process (GO): regulation of calcium ion-dependent exocytosis; cellular response to calcium ion; calcium-ion regulated exocytosis
Cellular component (GO): membrane; axon; synapse
Molecular function (GO): phosphatidylserine binding; calcium ion binding; calcium-dependent phospholipid binding
Source: RefSeq, a predicted model, not a curated record